Drosophila innubila is the source of this 582-nucleotide messenger RNA. It is a transcript of the gene mRpL53, whose product is annotated as 39S ribosomal protein L53, mitochondrial. Gene Ontology annotation, cellular component: mitochondrial large ribosomal subunit. The record is from RefSeq and is a predicted model, not a curated record. Lineage: Eukaryota; Metazoa; Arthropoda; Insecta; Diptera; Drosophilidae. Bases 89 to 556 code for a protein of 155 amino acids. The transcript has 3 exons.
UCGGCAACGCUGUUCGAGUGUUGUUAUAAAACCAAAAUUGCAAAUUGUUUUAAAGAAUUGUCAAUUAAUUUAAUUAUCAGCAUUUAAAAUGUCGGUGCCAUUUAGCGGCACACUUCGCCGUUCGGGCGGCAUUGUAUCGGCCAUUGGAAAACAGCUAAAGAACGUUAAUCUGAAAGGUGUCAAACGCAUCACAGUGCAGUUUGAUCCGUUUGCGGAAAAUGUAAAAUCCACACGCGAAUUUCUUUUUCUGCUCUCCACGCCCAAGGUUUCCCUAUCAAAUCCCAAGUGCGUUGUCAAACCGGAAGUUGUUUGCGAUCGAUCGCCAGCGUUUAUAAAAUUUUCCCUUAUCGAUUCAGCGCAAGAGCAAGCCAAAGUCAAGGAGAUUCGCUUCAAUAGUGAGAAUCUAAAUACCCUGGAACUACUGCAGCUGUGCAAUCAACACGUGUCCACAUUAGCCCCACCUGAGGAAAUCACCAAUAAGGUGCUAACCAAGGCCGAGAAACAGAAACUGGGUGGCGGUGCUGCUGGUGGCAAGAAGGCGAUCAAAAAGAAGUAAUUCCAUACCCCGCAAAGAUGGUGAAG